Vigna radiata var. radiata (mung bean) is the source of this 1756-nucleotide messenger RNA. Its product is annotated as receptor kinase-like protein Xa21. The record is from RefSeq and is a predicted model, not a curated record. The transcript has a single exon. Bases 173 to 946 code for a protein of 257 amino acids. NCBI's taxonomy places the organism in Eukaryota, Viridiplantae, Streptophyta, Magnoliopsida, Fabales, Fabaceae. Gene Ontology annotation, molecular function: protein binding.
AUCCACCAUAAGUGAGUUUGGGAGCCUCACACACCUCAACUUGUCUUUUUCAAACUUUGAAGGUGAAGUUCCUCCCCAAAUCUCACAUCUUUCCAAAUUACAAUCACUUGAUCUCUCUCUCCCAAUUGAUGAUAAGUUUCAGUUAAAGUGGAAGGAAAGCACAUGGAAGAGGAUGCUCCAAAAUGCAACCGAUUUAAGGGAGCUAGUUUUGAAUCUUACUGAUUUGUCAUCAACUUCAAUGAGAUCACUCAAUUUGUCUUCCUCCUUGAUCACUCUAAGUCUUAGAGAAACUGGGCUAAAGGGAAAGUUGACAGAUGACAUUCUUUGUUUGCCAAAUCUGCAACACCUAUAUCUAUCUGGUAAUUUUGACCUUCAUGGCCAACUUCCGGAUCUGAGUUGUACUUCAGCUUCUCUCACUGUCUUAGAAAUCUCAAGUUGUGAACUCCAAGGGCCAAUCCCUACAUCUUUCUCUAACCUCACACAUCUUACUUUAUUGGACCUCUCAGACAACUACUUCAUUGGUUCAAUUCCAUCAUCACUCUUAACCCUUCCACGUUUAACUUUUCUGCUUCUCUAUAAUAAUCAUCUCAGUGGUCAGAUACCAAAUGUGUUUCAUCAGUCAAACAGGUUUCAAGUAUUGAAAUUGAAAAAUAACAACAUCCAAGGUGAGCUGCCAUCAACAUUUUCAAAUCUUCAACACCUCAUUGACUUGGAUAUAUCACUUAACAAAUUAGAGGGACCUCUUCCCAACAAAAUAACUGGGUUUCCAAAUCUAACUGCGUUUAUGUUGACUGACAACUUGCUAAAUGGUACUAUUCCUUCUUGGUGUUUCUCUUUGCCAUCGUUGGAGUAUUUAGAUCUAUCGAAUAAUCAGUUCACGGGGCGUAUACCUGCAAUCUCGUCAUAUUCGUUGCUGGGUCUACUUUUAGGUGGCAACAAGCUGUAGGGCAAUAUUUCUGAAUCAAUUUUCAACCUUGUCAACCUUACUUACUUAUCUCUGUCAUCAAACAACUUCAGUGGUUCUGUCAAUUUUUCUCUCUUCUCCAAGUUCCAAAAUCUGGACACUCUUAGCCUUUCAAAUUUAAGCAAAUUAUCACUAAACUUUGAAUCAAGCGUCAAUUAUAGCUUCUCCCGAUUACAGGAGUUGGACUUGUCUUUCAUGGGUUUAACCGAAUUUCCAAAAUUAUCAAGAAAAGUCCCAGUUUUGAAAUAUCUCUAUCUGUCCAACAACAAGUUGAUUGGAAAACUGCCCAAUUGGUUGCAUGAAAUAGAUUCUCUACUUGCUGUAAGCCCAGCCCGAAACUUUUUGACAACACCAGUGGACCAAUUCUCUAGGAAUUACCAACUCAGAUAUCUUGAUCUAAGUUUCAAUUUACUCACUGGUGGUAUCUCUUCGUCAAUUUGUAAUGCAAGUUCCCCUGAGCUUCUCGUGUUGUCCAACAACAAGUUGACAGGCACCAUUCCAGAAUGCCUUGUGAGUUCACCGUUCCUUUCCGUUUUGAGUCUAGAAAGGAACAGACUUAAUGGAACUUUACCAAAUACCUUUUCAAACAACAAUCUCAAGACUCUGCAUCUCAAUGACAACCAAUUUGAAGGUCCUUUGCCAGAAUCAUUGUCCAACUGCAUGCAACUGGGGGUUUUAAAUCUUGGCAACAAUCAACUGGAAGAUACAUUUCCCCACUGGCUUCAAACUCUACCACAUUUGAAAGUAUUGGUCUUGCGGGAUAACAAGUUGCACGGUCCUAUUUNCAAAUUC